AUGGGUGACGCCGGUGCGCUGCGUGAGCAGCAGCAUGGAGGGAUGGCAACUACACUUGGACCUAGUCCUAGCGCAACUUUUGACUAUGCAGAAGAGUCGCCAGAAGGUCCAUACCGUGUCCUCCCGCAGUAUCAUUCGAAACCUACUAAGCUGAGAGUGGCAUGUAUUGGAGCUGGUGCCUCUGGAUUGUGCCUGGCUUACAAAAUGGAACGAAUGCUUGUUCCAGGGUCCUGGGAACUGACACUAUUCGAGAAGAACCCUCAAUUCGGUGGCACUUGGUACGAAAACACCUAUCCAGGCGUCGCUUGUGAUAUUCCCUCACAUCUUUAUACAUUCACAUUCGACCCGAAUCCUGAGUGGUCGCACUACUUCGCUUAUGGCGACGAGAUCCAGCGAUACUUCGAAAAUUUUGCCGAUAGAUUCGGAUCACGAAAAUACAUGAAGCUCAAUAUGAAAGUGGUGGAAUGCCGCUGGAUCGAAGAACGAAGUAUCUGGGAGAUCACCGUUGAAGACCAAGUGACCAAAGAAACUUGGAAGGACUGGGGUCACUGUGUCGUUAACGGCACCGGGAUUCUGAACAACUGGAAAUGGCCCGAGAUUGAGGGACUCCACGACUUCAAUGGUCCCUUAAUGCACUCAGCAAGCUGGAACCACGAUGUCGACUUCAAGGGUAAAACGGCUGCUGUCAUCGGGACCGGCUCAACCAGCGUCCAGAUCGUCCCACAACUACAACAGAUAUGUGAUAAGGUCCAAGUAUAUAUGCGAAGUCCUACUUGGAUCUCUCCACCCUUCGGUGCUGGCGCUCUUGCGUCAGAUUUACAAAAAGGCCAAGAGACAGACCCAGGCCACAGACAAUACAAGUUCACAGAAGAAGAUAAAAAGAAAUUUAGAGAAAGUCCCGAGUAUCACCUCGACUUCCGGAAACGUAUUGAGGCCGAAAUUAAUGGCCUUUUCGGCAUGUACCGACAAGGAAGCGACCUGUCCAAUCUAUUCCGCAAAGUAAUCACCGAAGAAAUGCACCGGCGUAUGGGUCCUGGACACGAGGAACUCAAAUCCUUCAUUAUCCCCAAGUGGGCACCAGGCUGUCGACGCAUUUCUCCUGGCGACGGCUAUCUCGAAGCGCUAGUACAGCCCAAUGUCGAGACGAUAUUCGGCGGUAUCCAGAAAGUCACUGCGCACGGCAUCGUGACGGAGGACGGGCUCGAGCACAAGUGUGAUAUUCUUGUCUGCGCCACAGGCUUCCAAGUCGCCUUUAAGCCUGCCUUCAAAGUCAUCAACGCCCAGGGAAAAUCCGUUCAGGACGACUGGGGUGACGGCGUAAACCUAUAUUUCGGUGUCUCAACCCCUCGCUUCCCGAAUUACUACACUAUUGUUGGCCCGGGUGCCACAUGGUCGAAUGGGACACUCCUCCCAUCCAUUGAGACGACGAUCGAGUAUAGUGUAAAAUGCAUGCGGAAGAUGCAGCACGAGACAAUUGAAAGUAUGGCAGUGAAACAGGAGGCGCUGGACGAUAUUUACGCUCACUUUGAUGAAUUCCAUAAGAAUACUGUGUGGAGAGAGGAGUGUAGGAGUUGGUUUAAGGAUGGAAAGGUGAAGAACCGGAUUUAUCUAUGGCCUGGGCCGACGAUUCAUUUCUUGAAAACUAUGAAGGAACCCCGUUUCGAGGACUACGACAUUAAAUACCGAUAUAAGAAUAGGUUUGCGUUCUUGGGCAAUGGUGAUAUGAAGGCUCACGUCACGGGUGAUACGAUGGGACUGGCUAGAUAUGUGCGUUCGCACGACCAUGAGUGGCACGUGGACUGA
Messenger RNA from Exophiala bonariae, 1803 nucleotides. RefSeq lists its product as uncharacterized. Bases 1 to 1803 code for a protein of 600 amino acids. NCBI's taxonomy places the organism in Eukaryota, Fungi, Ascomycota, Eurotiomycetes, Chaetothyriales, Herpotrichiellaceae. The record is from RefSeq and is a predicted model, not a curated record. The transcript is spliced from 2 exons. Gene Ontology annotation, molecular function: flavin adenine dinucleotide binding; N,N-dimethylaniline monooxygenase activity; NADP binding.